This is a messenger RNA of Cornus florida, 636 nucleotides long. RefSeq lists its product as uncharacterized. Bases 1 to 636 code for a protein of 211 amino acids. The record is from RefSeq and is a predicted model, not a curated record. Lineage: Eukaryota; Viridiplantae; Streptophyta; Magnoliopsida; Cornales; Cornaceae. The transcript has a single exon.
AUGGAUCAAAUCAAUCAACGAGACUUCCAAACUGUUAGGCAAGUCAGCCAAUUCCAAUUCUUGAAGAAAACCAUCCCAAUUCUACUCUCACUCUCAGUAUUUUCCUUCCUGUUUUCUUACUACUCACCACUUCCUUUCCUUCUCCAUUCCUUCAAUCAUGAUGGUACUCCAUUUUCCAUCCAAACAGUUUCCUUUACCAUUCACAGGAAUUACAUAUUCCUCCUUUGCAAUGGAAUUCUUGUUUUUCUGAUUACCAGCUCUGGUCUGAUCACUAACCCUCAACUGGGUAGUGAUGUUGAUGGCAAACACAUCAAGAAGGACGGCGAAGAUCGGCGAUCAAUAGUGCCUGAAUUUUCUGAACCAAAAGCAUUGGUUAAUGAAGUUGUUGUAGUGGAAGAUGAAGAAGAUCAUGGAAGUGAAAAUGGAAUUUCGGUUCCGGCAAAGGGUGAUGAAAAUGGGCUCGUGGCUGCACAAGAUGAAGAUGAAGAUGAAGCAGAGUUUCAUGAUAUGGAAGAAGAGGAAGAAGGAAUUGGGGGGUUGUUGAGUGCAGAGGAACUGAACAAGAAAUGUGAGGAUUUUAUAAGGAAGAUGAAAGGAAUCAAAAUUGAGGCCCAACAUCAUCUGAUCAUGGUUUGA